This is a messenger RNA of Podarcis muralis (Common wall lizard), 3489 nucleotides long. RefSeq names its product cytochrome P450 family 17 subfamily A member 1 (gene CYP17A1). The record is from RefSeq and is a predicted model, not a curated record. Gene Ontology annotation, biological process: progesterone metabolic process; hormone biosynthetic process. Gene Ontology annotation, molecular function: heme binding; iron ion binding; steroid 17-alpha-monooxygenase activity. Lineage: Eukaryota; Metazoa; Chordata; Lepidosauria; Squamata; Lacertidae.
AAACCACCUGGGGCAAUGACUGUUCUACUGGCUGCCUUACUCUUGGGGCUGGCUCUUCUAUCCUUCUGGAGGAUGGCAAAAGGGAAACUGGAGCCCAAGGCAAACUACCCCAGAUGCCUGCCAUCCCUGCCAGUCAUCGGAAGCCUCUUUUAUUUUAUUGGACAUACCCAGUACCAUCUCUUUUUCCACAGAUUGCAGCAGAAGUAUGGCAGCCUCUACUCCUUGUACAUGGGCUCCAGUUAUGUAGUCGUGGUCCACGACUAUACCCAUGCCAAAGAGGUGCUGCUUAAGAAAGGGAAGAUCUUUGGCGGCAGACCUCAAAAGGUGACAACAGACUUGCUGACUCGAAACGGGAAAGACAUCGCAUUUGCCAAUUACAGCCCGGUCUGGAAAGUUCAGCGCAAGCUGGCACAUUCUGCACUCUCCAUGUUUGGAAAGGGUUCUCUGGCCCUGGAGAAAAUCAUCUGUCAAGAAGCAGCUACUUUGUGUGAACUUCUGAGUGCUAAACAGGAUUCGCCCCUGGACAUGGCACCUGAACUGGCACGUGCUGUUACUAAUGUGGUGUGCACCAUCUGCUUUAACUCAUCCUACCAGCGUGGAGACCCUGAGUUUGAGUCCAUGCUCCAAUAUAGCCAAGGCAUUAUUGAUACUGUAGCCAAGGAGAGCACGUUGGAUAUCUUCCCAUGGCUUCAGUUCUUUCCCAAUAAAGACUUGGCACUACUGAGGAAAUGUGUGGAAGCAAGAGAUCAGCUCCUACAGCAGAAGUUUGCAAAACAUAAAGAAUUGUUCAGCGAUGACGAUUCUGCCAAUUGUUUAAUAAACGUACUCCUGAGAGCCAAACUCAACAUGGAAAACAACAACAGUCAACUGUUGCCUGGGCAGGAGCUGACGGACGACCACCUGCUCAUGACAGUGGCUGACAUCUUUGGAGCUGGUGUGGAGACGACCACAACUGUGUUGAAGUGGAUUGUGCUCUAUCUCCUGCACUACCCAGAGGUGCAGCAAAAGAUCCAAGAGGAACUGGAUCAGAAACUUGGCUUUAACAGAUUUCCUCAGCUUGAUGACCGGCAGCACUUGCCUUAUUUGGACGCUACCAUUAGUGAAACUCUGCGCAUCCGGCCUGUAGCCCCACUCCUUAUCCCACACGAGGCACUGGCAGAUACAAGCAUUGGGAAAUACGACAUUCCUAAGGGAGCUCACGUUGUGAUUAACCUGUGGUCCAUUCACCAUGAUGAGAAAGAGUGGGACAAGCCAGGGGAAUUUAAUCCAGGACGUUUCCUGGAUAAGGAUGGGAAGAGAAUCGCCUCUCCCUCCCCCAGUUAUCUUCCCUUUGGAGCUGGUAUCCGGGUUUGUUUGGGAGAAGUACUGGCCAAGAUGGAGCUGUUCCUCUUUAUAGCGUGGACCUUGCAGAGAUUCACACUCAGCGUCCCUCAAGGCCACACACUGCCUGAACCAGAGGGGAAAUUUGGAGUUGUGCUUCAAGUACCAAAUUUCAAAGUGAAGGCCACACUGCGGGAAGCUUGGAAGGCCAAAGUAAGAGAGGAGUGACGUUAUUUGGCUAUCAGACAGCCUCCCUAAAUGGAAAGAGACCAAAAAUUACUUCAGCUGGUUCAGUAAAAGUUUUGCUGGAUAAGUGUGUCAAGAAGGGGAAGUAAACUGCUUGGUCAAGGACACGAGCCACUAUCUACAUAGUAGAAUAUAUUAGGCACAUUGGACAAAGGCAGAAAGGACACCACAGUUCAUAAAAAACUUUUUUGACAUCAAAAGUUGCAUCUUCUUCCAUCUCUCCCUCAGACUCCAAUGGAAUAACUGAGAAUGCAGUGUUUUGCAUGGCAGAGCAGUGACAACUCUGAAGUGUCUCUAAACAAAGAGGUCACCCCAUUUGUCUCCCAUUGCUGGACUCCUGUCAUUAACCUAUACUGUUAAUUUUAUUUCAGUGAUCUUAACCUGUGGAACACAGCUCACCUAUUUAGAUAUGAACUUUGUCCCUUCUGUGUCCUCCCAUUCUUAUUUUUUGGUGCCGCCAUUGACGUUAGCACAGGAUCCUCAAAUGCUUGUGCUGAAAGAUCUGGUCAUGAUUAGUUAGGAAAUCAACAGACACCAGCCAAAGCACUAGCACAACAAAUUAGGGAAAGCCCUGGUUUGAGAAGAGCAUGCAUAAAAGGAGGAGAGAGCACUGCAAAACCAUUGUCAUGGGUCUUAUGUAACUUAACUAUGAGCAUCAGAGGCAGAUGGGAAUACUGUGAUGUCUCUGUUGCUUGCCAGUACCUAUGGACAGCAGCAAAAAAUCCACAACCUUGAACGCAACCCAUUUUAUGUCCUAGUACUUUCUGUAGAGAGGGGAGAACAUUAGCUGUCCAAUGACGGGAUUAAAAUAGCUUUAGGAAGUGUGUCGGAAGAAAAGCGAAACUGGUUGGUUCUUAUCUAGGGGGAGCUCAGGCAGAAGCUGUGGAUAUAACAUCAAAUUAUAAGGGGGUUACUUCAAGGAAGAAAAAUAGCUCUCAUUUAAAGCCAGGGUAUAGUUAGGGAGGUCUAAUCAGCUGGCUUUACAGUGGGUGAGAAGAGCAACGGCCUCAUACCUCAGCUGGAGUCUGUUCACACCAUGUAUUUGUUCAAAACUGAGGCCUAUGCAGUACAGGAGAGUUAACGAAACUGUGUCUUCUGGAUGUUGAUGGACUAUAAGCCCCAUCCCUAAUCAUUGGCCAUUCUGGGGGGGACUGAUGGGAGUUGAAGUCUAACAAUAUCUGGAAGGCCACAUGUUAUCCAUUCUUGCAGUAAAAGCCUUCUGCUACAAGGAUAGGGCUUCCUCAAAUUUAUAGGGCUAUUCACUUGUAUCACUACAGAGAAGAAGCCAGAAACUAAUUUCACCCACUUCCUAAUUUGGUACAGCUUACUUCUACCCCACUAUAUCCUCCCUCUAGAAAUACCAUUGAGUUUAGUUACCUACAUCCUAUUUCUCUCAUAUACAGCUUUUCUUCCACCCACAUAUUUUUGACUUUCCACCUGGUGUUAUGCUCAGUACAACUGCCAAAAGGGUUUUUUCUUUUUUCAAUUUGCUUUUCUGUUUUAUCAUAUCAUCAACGCAUACUGUGUUACAGUCAGACACAGGACAAUUGGGGGGAAAACAAACAUAUAUAUACAACACAUAUAUAUGAAUAAUAAUGGUAACAUAGCUUAUUCCUUCAGUUUAUUUGACUCUCAUAAACCUUAGUUUUUACUCCCCUUCCACUCUUUCCAUGGUUUCCUAAGUGCUAUCUUAUCAACUGUGUUUUCUUACUCUACUAAGUUGUUUUCAGUACCUUAUAUUAUCCCACGUUGUAACAUCUACUGCUGAGUGUUUUUUGUCAGCCUGUUACGAUUAUUUUAUUGUUAUAAUAUUUUUCCAUAUAAUCUAUAUAUAAUGUCCAGUCUUCUUUUAAAUUCUUAUACAGUGGUACCUCAGGUUACAUACGCUUCAGGUUACGGACUCCGCUAACCCAGCUUCUAGGU